Molecule: messenger RNA, 2114 nt
Organism: Kickxella alabastrina
Lineage: Eukaryota; Fungi; Kickxellomycota; Kickxellomycetes; Kickxellales; Kickxellaceae
Product: CTP synthase
Exons: 1
Coding region: 242-2011 (589 amino acids)
Biological process (GO): pyrimidine nucleobase biosynthetic process; CTP biosynthetic process
Cellular component (GO): cytoplasm; cytoophidium
Molecular function (GO): CTP synthase activity; identical protein binding
Source: RefSeq, a predicted model, not a curated record
AUCACUGAUCUAAUAAUUUCUGGUUUUUCUAGUGAUCAUUAUUUUUUUUUUGCUCUACUACCAGUACUUUUUGAUCAGUCCAAACAGCCGCCAUUCUCUCGUCUCAUGUAAAAUGAGAAAAAAACUUUUUUGUUUGUCCCAAAACUAAGUUUUUUUUUACUUUCGUGGUUCGUUUGUACUUUUAUUUUCUCUCCUUUACAUAGAACAUCCACAUACGCAGCACUACUUAUAGAAUAACAAAAUGGGCAGCAACGCUAAGCAGACAAAGUACAUUAUCGUCUCUGGAGGUGUGAUCUCAGGUAUCGGCAAGGGUAUCAUUGCCUCGUCCACUGGUCUCCUGCUCAAGACGCUCGGCCUGAACGUGACCUCGAUCAAGAUCGACCCCUACCUUAACAUUGACGCCGGCACCUUGAGCCCUCUGGACCACGGUGAGGUGUUCGUCUUGGACGACGGAGGUGAGGUCGACCUCGACCUGGGCAACUAUGAGCGCUACCUGAGCGUCAAGCUGACCCGCGACAACAACAUUACGACAGGCAAGAUCUACCGCGAAGUGAUUGACAAGGAGCGUCGCGGCGACUACCUGGGCAAGACCGUCCAGGUUGUCCCGCACAUUACCAAUGCGAUCCAGGACUGGGUUGAGCGCGUCGGCAAUGUUUCGACGUCCGAGGACGGCCGCGCGCCGGAUGUCUGCAUUGUGGAGCUCGGCGGCACCGUUGGUGAUAUCGAGUCCGCCCCGUUCAUUGAGGCCAUGCGGCAGUUCCAGUUCCGUGUCGGUCACGAUAACUUCUGCCUUAUCCACGUGUCCCUGGUGCCCGUGGUUGGUGCUGUUGGUGAACAGAAGACGAAGCCGACGCAGGCGUCGGUACGCGACCUCCGCGGCCUCGGCCUGUCCCCCGAUAUCCUGGCCUGCCGCUCGGCCAUCCCCUUCGAGGAGGGCAUCCGCGAGAAGCUCAGCAUGUUCUGCCAGGUUUCGCCCAAGCAGGUGUUCAGCGUGCACGAUUGCGAGAGUCUCUACCAUGUGCCCAUCCUCCUGCGCCAGCAGGGUAUCAUUGAUGUACUGACUGAGAGGCUGAAGCUCAACGAGCUUAAGCUUUCCCCUGAGGUGCGCUCCGAGGGCGAGAGCCUGUGGGUGCAGUGGAGCGAGUUUGCCCGCCGUCGUGCGCGCGACCUCGAUGUGGUCAACAUUGCUGUUGUCGGCAAGUACACCUAUCUGACUGAUUCCUACAUUUCCGUCGUCAAGGCGCUGGAGCAUGCCGGUUUGAACGUCAAUCGUAAGGUCAAGAUCAGCUGGGUUGAGGCCUCAGAUCUGGAGGAAUUAUCCAUGCACAAGGACCCCCUCAAGUACCAUGAGGCUUGGCAGCACAUGUGCGCCGCCGACGGCAUUCUUGUUCCGGGCGGUUUCGGCGAGCGAGGUGUUGAGGGCAAGGUUCUGGCCUCCAAGUGGGCGCGCGAGCACAACACCCCCUACCUCGGUAUCUGCCUUGGUAUGCAGGUUGCCGUUAUUGAUUUCGCACGCAAUGUCUGCGGCAUGACCAACGCGCACUCGACCGAGUUCCGCGAGGCCUGCGAGCACCCUGUUGUCGUUUUUAUGCCUGAGAUUGACCGCACCACUAUGGGCGGUACCAUGCGUCUGGGCUCCCGCCCGACCAAGUUCCAGGACACUGAGUUUGCGCGCAACUCCAAGGCCAAGAAGCUUUACGGCGGUGUGGAGGAGGUCCAUGAGCGCCACCGUCACAGAUACGAGGUUAACCCUGAGGUUGUCAAGGAGCUCGAGUCGAAGGGUCUCAAGUUUGUUGGCAGGGAUGCGGAGACUGGCGAGCGGAUGGAGAUCUUGGAGCUCGAGAACCACCCUUACUUUGUUGGCGCCCAGUACCACCCCGAGUACCUUACUCGUCCAUUGAACCCGUCGCCUGUUUUCUUGGGUCUUCUGUUGGCUGCGUCUGGCCAGCUUGACACUUACCUGAGCGGCGGCGAGAUUGCCAAGGAUGUUGACACCAAGCUCAAGAUGUAAUAAAUAAAAUAAUCCACUCAUACAAAAAAAAUUUUAUAUAGUUUCCUUUUCAUAUUUUUUUUAUCAACAUGGUUGACAACUUUUUUUUUUUUUAAAAAAAAAA